Alternaria atra is the source of this 1002-nucleotide messenger RNA. RefSeq lists its product as uncharacterized. The transcript is spliced from 3 exons. Gene Ontology annotation, biological process: mannosyl-inositol phosphorylceramide biosynthetic process. The record is from RefSeq and is a predicted model, not a curated record. NCBI's taxonomy places the organism in Eukaryota, Fungi, Ascomycota, Dothideomycetes, Pleosporales, Pleosporaceae. Bases 1 to 1002 code for a protein of 333 amino acids. Gene Ontology annotation, molecular function: mannosyltransferase activity.
AUGCGGAGAGGCGUCACCAUAUUCCUGCUCGUCACCAUUGUCGUCCUUGGUUUCGCAGUACACAGCGUGUGGACACUGCUCGGUCUUUUGAUCGCUUCUGGUCGCGAAGAUGCUAUUCUUCGCGGAGAGCUCCCUGCGCCCAACUCGAGCGCUAUCAAUGAGGCGCCGCAAUUGAUUCCCAAGAUCAUCCACCAAACAUACAUCAAUGAGAGCAUUCCGGCGCACUGGAAGGGUCCCCAGCAGAGCUGCUUGGAUCUCCACCCUGACUACGAGUACAAGCUGUGGACUGAUAAGAAGUCGCGCGAGUUUAUCGCUGCCGAAUACCCAUGGUUCCUAGAGACCUUUGACGGCUACCCGUACCCCAUCCAGCGCGCUGAUGCUAUUCGAUACUUUGUUCUGCACCACUUUGGCGGAAUCUACAUUGACCUGGACGAUGGAUGCAAUCGCAGCCUCGAUCCUCUUCUCGCCUACCCAGCCUGGGUCCGCCGCACAAUUCCCACCGGUAUCUCCAACGAUGCCAUGGGCGCAGUUCCCCGCCACCCCUUCUUCCUCAAGGCCAUCGACUCACUAACCGACUACAACCGUCGCUGGCCCCUCCCCUACAUCACCGUCAUGGCCUCCACCGGUCCCCUCUUCCUCAGUCUCGUCUGGCGCCACUACAACAACGCCAGCCCAGUCGAUGAAAACCGCGUGCGCAUCCUCUUCCCCGAAGAAUACAACAACCACCCAUGGUCCUUCUUCACCCACCACCUCGGAAACAGCUGGCACAGAACCGAUGUCAAAAUCAUCUUCUGGCUCGCCAAGCACUGGCUGCUCGUCACUUUCCUUGGCUUCGUCGUCGGAUUUGCGAUACUGGGUAUGUUGUACAAGUUCUUCGUUCUCAACAAGCGAUCCACUGGUCCUGGAAGCCCGAAGAUGCGCCUCUUUAACCAGAGGAUGCCAUUUUACCGUCGCAUCAGCCAGAAAAGAAGCUUUGAGCUCGACGACCGCCAUGAGGUCUGA